GACAGUGAGACUCAAAAAAAUAAAAAGAAAGAAAAGCAAGUAGAAAGAGCAAAAUACGACAGUCUUUUAUUCUAUCUUGAGUUUUUAAAAUGAUGAUUGAGGGUUGAAGCAAAAAUUGUAACACUGUCUAAGGCAGUUCUCAGUGUAUGUGGAGGAAAUGGUUAAGACAUAUUUAUAUUAUAAGUGGGAGACAGUAAAGAAAUGAAAAAGGAAGUAAACUUUCCACACGUCACUAAAACUGGUAAAAUGGACACAAGUUAUGAUUAUACAAACAUACCUCAGAGACAUUGUGGGUUUCGUUCCAGACCACCUCAAUUAAGUGACUCUCACAAUAAAGUAAGUCACACAAAUAUUUUGGUUUCCCAGUGCAUACAAAAGUUAUGUUUAUACUGCACUGCAGUCUAUUAAAUGUGCAAUAGCAUUAUGUCUAAAAAAGUAUAUGCCUUUAUAUAAAAAUACUUUUUGCUAAAAAUGCUGACACAAGGAUAUUAAAUGAGCACGCGCUGCUGGAAAAUGCUGCUAAUAGACUUGCUUAAUGCAGGAUUGCCACAAACCUUUAAUUUUAUUUUUUAAAAAUGCAAUAUCUGUGAAGCACAAUAAAACAAGCCAUGCCCAUAUAAUGCAACAGCUAGAGCAACCACUAAAAAGGGCUAUACAGAUAUCUAAUAAAAACACUAUACAAAAAAAAUCACUAUAACUGCACCAAAAUGGGAUUAUAAGAAAAAGUUCAAGUGGCCCACAGAAACUCAGGAAAAAGAAGAGAGAAAUAAAAAACAAAAAGACUAGUUAAAAUAACGAAAUGGCAGGCAACUUUAGAGCAUCAAUGACCACAUAAAAUAUAGUUUUCUUCAUUUUUAAAACAAUAAAGGUCAUGAAUUCCCAUUAUAAAAGUGAAAGUUCAGAAGUUCGUAAGUUUACAAAAUAAUGUUCUUUUUUACCUAAUGCCACACCCAUGAAUAACUAUACUCGAAUUUGGUGUGCACAUUUUCUGGCAUUUAGCCACAAAUAAAUAAAGAGAAUGAAAGCAAGAGACAUUAAGAGUGAUGGAGAGUUUAGUUUUUCAAAUGGUCCAAAUCUACAUAUUUUUCUACAACAUGCUUUUCUCUUUUGACUCCAUAAGAGUACAUAUUUAUCUCUCUGCCUUAGACUAGGUAUUAAUAAAUAAUAUAAAUCUACUGAAAUGUAUACAAUUCUAUUUCCUGAUUUUGCUAUUAGAAGAUUUUUGUUAAUUUGUUUUCAAUGCAAGUUACACAAUAUUCUAUUAUAUAUAAUAUGCAUGUUAUUGAUACUAUAAACAAGUGAAUGAACAUAAUUAACUUCUAGAUGAGUUCUGUGAUCCCCAUUGUGCAGGGGAAGUAACUAGGGCCAAAGGAAAUUAUAUGCUUUUUUCCAUUAACUGGUGAGACAAAAAUUCAAAACCAGGGUUACCUAUUUCCUUUCCACUGCACAACGUUGACUAUUAAUGAAGCCUGAGAGACCCAGCACUACCCAUAUGUUAAGCAUGUUUAAAAUGCUAGGGUAAACCCCCCAUGGCAUGAGUUUACCUAUGUAACAAACCUUCACAUGUACCACCAAAUAUGAAUGCUUAAAAAAAGCUUGGAUAGUUGGCCAUUUUCUUUGUAGCAUCCAUUUGAUUAGAAAACACCUUCAACAUAGAUGAAACAAACUACUUCAUAUUGAACCAGCCAACAAUUAGCUCAAUAUAAACAUAGAAAUGUACAGAUUCUGUGCGUGAUUGGAAGGGGGUUACACUAGUUUCCUUAGCUCUUGAAAAGCAUCCUCAUAUUUUCAUAUUAUUUUAUUUAAAUCCAGAUAAUUAAAGUCAAGUUGAUAUGAUAAAUGUCAUUAUUCUGUCACAAUUCUAACUGAAGUAGACUUCUGGCCUAUUCAAGCUUCCUCUAGUAAGUGUUUAUCCAAAUGAAAGAAACACUUUUUGAAAGGACUGCAUUUCUUUCAUUUUACAGUAAAUUUACCCUAGGAAGAAACUUAUACUAACUUAAUAUACCUCAAUAUUCACUAAAUGUUAAAUUGAAAAGAAUUGUUUCUGCUUUCUUGUUCCUCCACUACAGAACAGAAAAAAAAAAAAAAAAAGCAAUAGAAAAUGUAAGGCUCUCAGACAUCCAUUAUAUAACAGGUUUAUUUUGCUUGUAAAGAAUAUCACCUAGAUGGGAGUUGCAUUCUAAGGAUACUAAUACAAAGAUACUUUGAAGACUUCAAACAUAUGUAAAGCGUGAACAUAUUUAGGGAAAUUUAACUGUAAUUUAUUCAACUAAUUUCAAGAGCUUUAUCCAAAAUUAAAAUAGUAGGUGGCUGUGAAUAAUUAUAGGUUUCUAAAGGGGUACAAAAUUAUGUUUUAAUAUUACUUUAGGUAUGGAUGCCUGUUUAAUAUAUUGAAAAAUUGUUCAUCUAUAUUUCUAAGAACUACACACAUUAGAAGUCAGUCUUCUUCUGAGACAAACUUUUUCAUUUUGAAGACAAAUUCAUUUCCUCUUUCAUCAAGUAAAUCACUCUUUACUUGAUGAUUGUAAGUAAAUUUUUAUAUUUGAGAUGUAAAUAACACUAUUGUGAGUAUUUGUCAUGAAAAUCCAAAUAGAAAAAAGUGACAUGAAAUAUAGAGCCAUUUCAUUGCGAGAAGUCUCAAAGAUUCCCUGCUUUUCUGGGUCCUUCAUUUGGUCAUUUCUAGACUUUUGGUAGCCAUGGCACGAGGAAACAGCACUGAAGCGACUGAAUUCUGUCUUCUGGGAUUUGGUGCCCAACAAGAGUUUUGGCAUAUCCUCUUCAUUGUAUUCCUUCUCAUCUAUGUGACCUCCAUAACGGGUAAUACUGGAAUAAUCUUACUCAUCAACACAGAUUCCAGAUUUCAAACACCCAUGUACUUUUUUCUACAACAUUUGGCUUUUGUUGAUAUCUGUUACACUUCUGCUAUCACUCCCAAGCUGCUCCAAAGCUUCACGGAAGAAAAGAAUUUUAUAUCAUUUUGGCGCUGUGUGAUACAAUUCUUAGUUUAUGCAACAUUUGCAACCAGUGACUGUUAUCUGCUGGCUAUGAUGGCAGUGGACCGUUAUGUUGCAAUCUGUAAGCCCCUUCACUAUACCAUAAUCAUGUCCCGAAGAGUCUGCAUCCAUUUGGUAGCUGGUUCAUACAUCAUGGGCUCAAUAAAUGCCUCUGUACAUACAGGUUUUACAUUUUCUCUGUCUUUCUGCAAGUCCAAUAACAUCAAUCACUUUUUCUGUGAUGGUCCCCCAAUUCUUGCCCUUUCAUGCUCCAGUAUUGACAUCAACCUCAUGCUACUUGUUGUCUUUGUGGGAUUUAACUUGAUGUUCACUGGGUUGGUCAUCAUCUUUUCCUACAUCUACAUCAUGGCCACCAUCCUGAAAAUGUCUUCUAGUGCAGGGAGGAAAAAAUCCUUCUCCACAUGUGCCUCCCACCUGACUACAGUCACCAUUUUCUAUGGGACGCUCUCUUACAUGUACUUACAGUCUCAUUCUAAUAAUGCCCAGGAGAAUAUGAAAGUGGCCUCUAUAUUUUAUGGCACUGUUAUUCCCAUGUUGAAUCCUUUAAUCUACAGCUUCAGAAAUAAGGAAGUAAAAGAAGCUUUAAAAUUGAUAGGGAAAAAGUUCUUUUAAAUUAGCCCCAGUUAUUAACAUUCAGCACAACAAAUCAUCCCACAUAGCUGUUCUACCAAAAUUUAAUGUUUCUACAAUAGGAAACAUGUAGAAAGAUGUUAAAUUAAUAAUCUAACAUCACAUGUAGAGGAAUUAGAAAAACGAGAGCAAAUCAACCACAAAGCUAGCAGACGACAAGAAAUAACUAAAAUCAGAAUAGAACUGAACAAAAUUGAGACCCAAAAAUUUAUAUAAAAAAUUAAUGAAACCAAAAUUUGUUUUAUUGAAAGGAUAAAUAAGAUUGGUAGGCUGCUAGCUAGAUUCACUAAGGUAAAAAAAAAAAAAGGAAAAAUCCAAAUAAGCACAACCAGAAAGGACAAAGGUGACAUUACAGCCAAUCC
This is a messenger RNA of Cercocebus atys (sooty mangabey), 4006 nucleotides long. RefSeq names its product olfactory receptor 5AK2. Lineage: Eukaryota; Metazoa; Chordata; Mammalia; Primates; Cercopithecidae. The coding region runs from base 2697 to 3626 and encodes 309 amino acids. The transcript has a single exon. Gene Ontology annotation, biological process: G protein-coupled receptor signaling pathway; sensory perception of smell. Gene Ontology annotation, molecular function: odorant binding; olfactory receptor activity; G protein-coupled receptor activity. Gene Ontology annotation, cellular component: membrane. The record is from RefSeq and is a predicted model, not a curated record.